Molecule: messenger RNA, 1032 nt
Organism: Corapipo altera (White-ruffed manakin)
Lineage: Eukaryota; Metazoa; Chordata; Aves; Passeriformes; Pipridae
Product: basic salivary proline-rich protein 1-like
Exons: 1
Coding region: 1-1032 (343 amino acids)
Source: RefSeq, a predicted model, not a curated record
AUGCUCGUGACCUAUUUUACUGCCCAACACAACGAAACCCCCAAGUCACAGAAUCAAUCAGGUUGGAAAACGCCUCCGAGAACAUCGCGCCCAGCCCAAGGCAGGGCGCGCAGCUCGCCCCGCAACGGCGCCGGGGCGCCGCCUCCCACAGGGACACGGCUCCGCGGGAGGGACCCAGCUAGGCAGGAAGGACCGGGAAGGUUCUGCCUGCGGCCCCGGCCCCUCCGGGGGGAUUCGGGGAAGGUGUAUGGGGAAGGGCUCCUGAGGAAAGCUCCGCCGCCGCAGCCCCGACAGCCGGCACGUGACCCCGCGGGCGGGGCGGCGGUGGGUGACACCCCCCAGCCUCCCCACCGCCAAAACAAUACCGGGCAGGGCUCUGCCCGCCCAGCGGUCACCCCUCGCCCCGCUCAGCGCAGCUCCGCUGGCCUUUUGUUCGGGGCACGCAACCGCGCGGGGAGGCCGCGCCGCCCGUUCCGGCUCGGCCGCUCCCCGCCGGCGGCGGGAGGGGGACGGGGGGGGGGGGGCGCAGAGAGGCAGCGCCGGCCCGGCCUCGGGCGGCGGCGCAGGGGGCGCUGUCGGAGCGGCCGUUGGUGGCCGCAGCCGCCGCCUCCCCUCGCCCGCUCCACCGAGCGCGGGGACUCACCCGCCGGGCCGCCGGCCGGCCCGCGCCGCUCUGCUGGGCUGGGCUCGGCUGGGCUCCGCUGGGCUCCGCCGCCACCUGCCGCUCCCUCCGGCCCCUGCCGGGACAGCGGGACGCGCCAACGUCACGCGCGGGACGGCGCAGCCGAACGCGCCACUGUGACGCGCGGGGGGCGGGGCUGCGAGCGUGAGGCGUCACGUGCGCAGCUCCGCCCCGCCCCGCCGGCGUCAUGGCGGCCUCGCUCGGCGCAGGCCUGCGGUGUAGAACUUCGCCUCUUCUGGGGGCUGGCUCUGGCUGACGCCAGCUGCCCUCCAAAGCCGCUCUGUCGCUGCCCUCCAAAGCCGCUCUGUCACUGCCCUCCUCAACUGGGCAGGGGAGAGGGAACACAGUGA